Molecule: messenger RNA, 483 nt
Organism: Strongylus vulgaris
Lineage: Eukaryota; Metazoa; Nematoda; Chromadorea; Rhabditida; Strongylidae
Source: the annotation of a GenBank genome assembly
AUGCGCACUGUAAGGAAAAAGCAAUUGGGCAUUAUGCCAAAUGCAGAAAUCACGGCAACAGCAAUAAGCACGAUUGAACUAACAAACAAAUACGAAUAUCAAUACGGACGCCAAAAUAACCGCGACGCAAGGUGCCGCGCGCGACCACGUGAGCGUCGACUUCACGGCGUCGGCGUCGAUACGCAGCCGGUCGGCGUGGUCAUGGUUAACGAACAUUGUCUCGUGGAUGCAUGGUUAGAAGCGGUUGCGAAAGGGAGCCUGCUAGUGGGUGACGUCCCACUUCUCAUUGCUAGUGUUGAUUUUGCUCAACUGCAAGCACGAGAAUCAAUUAAGGAGAAUUUUGCUCAUCGUCAGUCAUCAGUCCUGUCUGUGGAGCGUGGUCAACCCAUUACCGUCAGUCUUCUGUGCAAAGUGGUACCGCUCCUUGCUAUAUUCCGCAACGAGACCUGGCGGCGUUGUUGUUUUGAUGCGUUUGCGAAAUAA